Amphimedon queenslandica is the source of this 1503-nucleotide messenger RNA. RefSeq names its product FK506-binding protein 3-like. Lineage: Eukaryota; Metazoa; Porifera; Demospongiae; Haplosclerida; Niphatidae. Gene Ontology annotation, molecular function: peptidyl-prolyl cis-trans isomerase activity. The transcript has 8 exons. The record is from RefSeq and is a predicted model, not a curated record. The coding region runs from base 253 to 1368 and encodes 371 amino acids.
UUUAAUUUCAAGUGUUUUUCUCCCCUCAUUUUUUAAAUAGGUCUCAAGUUAACGAGUGGCAAGAAAUACAAGAGUAUAGUGGAACAAUCCUUCCAUGUCUCUCAUGCUGUGCUACAACUCUCGAACGAUAUCCCUCCAGACUUUGGCCUUGAGGUUCAUGUCAUCCUACACAAUAUUGACUACAUUGUUUGCUUCCUUUCACGCUCCGCCCCUCAAACUCCACUGAACUUAGAAAUAUCAGAAGGCGAGGAGAUGACCGUGUAUGCCUGCCUGAAUACGUCUACUCCUUACUCUGAGAGAGUCAGUGUUCAUUUAACUGGUUAUUACUGUCUGGAGCAGUCGCAGGAUGACGAGAGUUUCUGUGGAGAAGAAGAGGAUGAGCUCAUUUCCGAAGAGGAAUCUUCUGAAGAGGAGGGAGAGUUUUCAAAAGAGGAUUUUGGAGAAGAUAUUAGUGAUGGCCUGUUUCAUAGCUUACCAAGUGAAGACGAUGAUGACGAUGAUUUCCCUUCAUUACAUCAUUUAUCCUCAAUCACUGAAGUAACUGGCGACGAUGAUAAUGCAAGCUAUGACGAUUUUGAUUACCCUUCGAUACAACAUUUAUCAAGAGCCUCAAUCACUGAAGUAACGGACCAAGACAAUAGUGAAAGUCAUGAGGCUGAUCCUCCUCACUCUGCCUCCCUCUCCAGAAAAAGAAAGAAAACCAGGAAACAAGACAAAGAGGCCGGGAAGUUGAAAAAGAAGAAGACGAUAGAACCAGCCACCGAAGAGGGAGAGACAGAAGAAGGGGAGGAAGAUGUGGAAAUACGCAAAACAAAACAAAAGUCAAAAAAUAAAAAGAGAAAGAAGAAAACUGUAGCAGAACCAGUACAAGAGGAUGAAGAGGACUCCAGUGUUAAUGUUACUGCUACUAGUUCCUCGGUUUCUUCAGCUCCAGUUUCUUCAUCUUCAGUUGACAGAGACAGUUCUGUGUCAUUGGAAAGUUCUGUAGCACUUAAUGCCUCAAGCGGAUCAGUGAAGCAAAGUAAUUUUAAGAAGACAUUCAGUUGUGGAGUUGAAAUGACAGAAUUGAAAUAUGGCACAGGAAAAAUACCCAAACAAGGCUCACUGGUCACCAUUAUUUAUUCUUCGUCUUACAAAAGUCCUGGGGAAGAGGUUUUUCAAGAGUUUGAUAAAGACACUAGACUCUGCUUCAGAUUAGGUAGAGGUGAAUGCAUGCCUGGACUAGAAAAAGGAAUGAAAGGUAUGAAGCCUGGUGGAUCCAGACGGAUUAUCAUACCACCAUCACAAAGACGGAAAGGAGAUGUCCCAGAGAGCAUACCUCAUGAUUGCGAUGUUCGGAUUUUCGUGAAGCUCCUCAACGUUAAAUGAGAAAAUAAUAGAUAACCUAAUCAAUGUAUUAUAUAUAAUAUUACUUUUAUUAACUACUAAUUAUUGUGUCAUUAUGGUCAUUCAUUGAAUACAUCAAGAAAGAGCUUGUAAAAAGCUCAAUUUGCAUUAGACGUA